CCUGGAGCAAACCGAUCAGCGCUGGUUUGAGCUGGCCCGUCACCAUGGAGACGGCGAGCGCCCUAUAAAGAGCGGCGAGGGAGGCCCUCCUGCUUUCAGUCCGCCUCUGGCUUCCUGGGUGUGCAGGUCUUUGCACGCGGCUCCCGUGCCUUCCAUCGCAUUCUUCCUCCGCUGUUAAUUUUUUCUUCUCCUGGGUGCUUUGCGCCUCGAUGGGUACAGAUUUCGUAAAUGCUUUUUAAGGUAAGACGUGGCUUCUGCUUGUCCUGUGGCCGUGUUAGAGAGCGGUGCCACCGGUCUGACUGGGAGCCGGGCGGUGAAUGAAUGGAUGGCUGCGCCAUGGAGUGUGUCAGCGAUAUUUCAGUCUGUUCCCGAGGAUUGGCCGGCUGUGGAUUGACUGAUGCGAGCUGGGAAAUGAUCUCCAACUCCCAUCAUGCUCUGGCUACAGGAGCGGUUACAGCUGGCAGUGUUGGGAGUUGGGCUCCUGUUAAAACCUGGGGCUAAAAACAAAGGGUAUUUCUGGGAUAGGGGAAGAGAUAUUACUCCCCUUUCCCCAACAAUAUUGUAAAGCGCUACGGAAUCUGUUGGUGCUAUAUAAAUGGUGAUAAUUCAGGUUAUUCACUAAAGGGAGAAUUGCUGCGAAUUCAAAGUUAAUUUCAGGUCCAAACGAGGGCAAGAAAAUUAGAAAAACCCCAUGUCCUCCUAUGGUUUCGGUUGGACUGCCCUGUGUUAAUCUCGAAACUCACAUUAAAUUCCCACUUUAGUGAAUAACAUUGUGUGGCUUAAUCUGCGGUAUUUCGUGGUGAUGGUUUGCGUAACGUUACAUAGCUGGUUAGUGUUACACACGUGUGGUUGGUAUGUCCAUAUGUUCCGUUAUGGGCUAAGCGUGGCACAAUCUGCGUGGACCUGACUGCAGGCUUAUCACCAUCCCCCAUGAUCUACGGUAUGACGUCCUCCCCUGACAAUUAAGGUCAUUGAGUCAGGGUUGGAUGGUAACCAGUCCUAGAGGAAAGACGUCCUUUUGACACUAUUGGAGCAAAGGGCAUCUAGCAAGCUAGUUUGUGAACCGUGUUGGCUGUGGCUGGUACGUCACAGCUGAAUUUUGCCGGCUGCUAAGUCAUGCCUGUAUGUGACACGCGGCCGGAAAGGAAAAGGCGUGGCUUAUCAGCCAUUCAUUAAAAGGGUUGGGUGGCUGAUAUAAGGUGUCCUUUUACAAGUGUCUUGGAGGCUCUUGCUCGAAAGGUCUGAGUCAGACUGCUAUUUAUCAUAUGGUGACGUUUACAGAAACUUUCCUUCUCUUCCAGAACGCCGACAGCACAGCAGUUAAGAACGGCUCUUUUGAGAGCGUCGGUCUAGUCUUAUACUUGCCGGGCUUCUAUUUCACUGGAGAGCCUCCUUGGGAGCAAAGCUGAGGCUUUCUUUACUAUAAACCCCAUCUCUUACUUGUCCAUGUGAGUAUAUCUAUUUCGGAAACAGCUGCUGGUUUUGUCUCUUGCAUUGAAUCAGUGUUUUGCAUCAUGUACUCAUGGUUUUUCCUUUCUCCCUUGCAGUUUGUUGCAUACUUUAUUUUGAACCGUUUUUUUAUAUUGCGACAAUGAACACCUUUGCUUGCGAAGACUUUGACUUCAGCUUUCUGGAAGAAGGCUUUACUGCCCGGGAUAUUGUGGAGCAGAAAAUUAAUGAAGUGUCUUUGUCUGUAAGUGAAGUCUAUCUUGGGAAUCUAUAGUGUUAUUGAUUGUGCUCAAAGUGUUUGGUAUUCACUGCGUCUUUCUUUCAGGAUGACAAAGAUGCGUUCUAUGUUGCUGACCUUGGUGAUGUUGUCAAGAAGCAUAUACGCUGGUUUAAAGCUCUCCCACGCGCAACUCCAUUCUAUGCUGUUAAGUGCAAUGACAGCAGAGCAGUUGUGAAGACUCUUGCCAUCAUGGGGGCAGGGUUUGACUGUGCUAGUAAGGUUGGUAUAAAUCUCUUAAACUUUCUGAAACUCCAUGACUAAAUUUGGCUAUCUAUUAAAAUAUUUAAUAGAUAUUAGAGGGGCACAGGGUGGACCAGAAAUGGUGCAGAAUAUAUUCACAAUGUUUUCAAGUUUGGAAAUAUUAAGGAUAACUCCAACUCCUAAAGUGCUCUAGCAGUUAACUGCAUGUCUCCCUGGCAGUCAAGAUGACAGCUAGCUGGGCUUCUGGUCACAUCACUUGAGCAUUCACACAAAUGAGGUCUUGAAAAAUGUUUUUUCCAAUUUAAUGUGACACUAUAUAUAUCAAAUAGUUCUACAGAUGGUAAUCUAUAAAAUGUCUGUGGCUACUGCACACAUACUAUCUUGUAAUCAUGCAUGCAUUAAUGUGGUAUGAUUUCUUUUUUACCUUAGACUGAAAUUCAACUUGUACAGAGUAUUGGUGUGACCCCCGAUAGAAUAAUCUAUGCAAACCCUUGCAAGCAAGUCUCUCAAAUAAAAUAUGCAGCUAGUUGCGGUGUUGAGAAGAUGACUUUUGACAGUGAAGUUGAACUGAUGAAGGUGGCACGGAAUCAUCCGAAUGCUAAGUACGUUCUGUGAUCUGCUAUAUAGGAUUUCCACAUAUGGGGACUUUGAAAGUCGUGAUAUAUUUUACCUUUAUAUAUUUUAAGGGACACUGGUCAUCCGCUUAAUAUAGUGAUUCUGGUGUCUAUAGCCUGUCCCUGCAUGCUUUUUAAAUGAGAAUGCAGUGCCUAGCAUUGAUGCCUAGUAAAGUCUUGUGGCCAUCCCUCAUACAGCCACAAGAGGUGCUGAACACUCUCCAUAGAGAUGAAUUGACUCAAUGCAACUCUAAGAUGCUGAUCUGGUACAGCAUUUUGCUGUGAAUUUGCAAAAGACUACCAGUGCUUUCCUAUGGGAAAGCAUUGGUUUGGCUGAGAUACUUUUUGUAUUCCUGACUCUCUAGUAUUUUAAAAUAGAGCAGACAGACCUGAUCUUGUUGACUUUAAACAAUGUUGGUUUUGGUCUGCUGGUUGUGUUAAUUCUGCCAAUGGCCUAUCCUCUCUGUACUGCAAGGAGGAGGUAAAAAUUUGAAUUAAAACUUGUCAGUGACAUCAGUACCAUGGAUAAGUUUUAAACCAACCUAGUCAGAAUUGCAAAUGCAGAAGGGUAGUGACAGGUGUUGAGAUGGAUGAAUUGCAGGGAGCAGUUUGCCACUUACCUAUUUCUAAGGUUGGAGUGCCCCUUCAAGCAAUAACUUGUUUUUAAUAGAAACUGUUUAGAUUACAUAACUUUUCAUGAGUUAUUACAUAACUUGAUAUAAAUGUCUUAUUAUAGGACUGUUGGACUGUGUGAAAGUGCCAAUACCACUGUUUUCACAAAAUCAGCAGUUUGUAGAACUGCAGAUAUAAAACUAUUUAGUCCAACAUCUGCAGCUUUUGAAUGACUCUUAAAGUGACCCUAAACUUCUCACUUUCUCCAUAGACUGGUUUUACGUAUUGCAACAGAUGACUCCAAAGCAGUUUGUCGUCUUAGUGUCAAAUUUGGUGCCACACUUAAAACAAGCAGAAUACUUCUGGAACGUGCAAAGGAGCUGAAUGUAGACAUCAUUGGUGUAAGGUAUGUUUGAAAGCCUGGUCUGUGUAAAUGCAUUUUUCAACCUAGGAAAACCUGGUUGCAAUAUAAACUAACAUGUUCUAUUUUUCAAAAUUCUAGCUUCCAUGUUGGAAGUGGAUGCACAGACCCUCAAACAUUUGUGCAAGCUGUCUCUGAUGCUCGUUGUGUCUUUGAUAUGGGGGUAAGUAAAAGUUCAAUUGUGUGGUUCCUCAUCCCCUUAUCAAUGGUUCUAGAGCAUGCCACCAUUUACUAGCUUUUGUGUGGCUUGCCUAGAUUGGCUCCUUAAGUCAAAGGCCUGUCUUAAAUACAACAAAUACACAAGAGAAGGACACUGUAGCAUUAAACUGGUUAGUGUCUGGAAUUGCCUGGCACGGUUGCUGCAUUGUUAAAUCUGUGAGCAGUUUAACACUGAAUAGAGAUUACAUGUCUCUUGUAGCCUUCCUUGCUGUGGCACUGUGGCUUGAAUAAGCCAGCUGAUGCUCUCAACCAAUCACAGCUGCCCAGACUAAUGAAUCUUAAUUAGCCCAAGAGGCACAGUAGAUGGACUGCUGUGGACUGUCACAUAGAAUUAAAACAUUAAACUGUUUCAAUGGAAGAACUUUGCAAGGGGGCUCUAAACAGUAUGACCACUUCAAUUAGAUGAUGUGCUUACAGUGCCUGUUUAAGAGGCAGCCCCACAAAUAAAGAAUUAAAAGUAAUCUUGGUAUGAUUUGUUCUGGGUUUGGCCACUCCUAGCUAACAUAACUGGUCUUAUUCAUCUGGGAUAAGUUGGGUUGGCAGUGUUUCAAACAUCCACAUGUUCAAAUUAAAAUUGAUAAAACAAGAGGACUGAUGUGUAGUUGUCUUAUUGUCUAGUAUUCUAACUUGCAUCUAAAAAAAUUACUUUUAUAGGCUGAACUUGGAUUUAACAUGCAUUUACUUGACAUUGGUGGUGGAUUUCCUGGAUCGGAGGAUGUAAAGCUUAAAUUUGAAGAGGUAUUUACUAAAUAUACAGUACACUACUGUGUAAAGAAUGUGUUACUCGUGCCAUCAAUCGGUUCUCAUUGUAUUUGGGAAAGAUUACAUUACAAUGUAGUAUGUCCAUAGGGCUUUAAUAUAUAAAUGUAGAAACCUGAACUUCAACUUUCUUUUCUAUAAAGGUAACCUCUGUGAUUAAUCCUGCUCUGGAUAAAUACUUCCCAGUGGACUCUGGAGUGAAGAUAAUUGCAGAACCUGGCCGAUACUAUGUUGCAUCAGCAUUCACCUUGGCUGUUAACAUAAUCGCAAAGAAAGUGAUGCUAAGUGAACAGACUGGUUCUGAUGGUAUGUCCUGCAUGUUAAAACUCAGUUACAGCAUAACUGCUUGCAUGAUGUAACACGUCUAUUUUUAAAAAGCUUUGGCAUAUGGAGAGAAUCCCUUAAAAGUGGAGAUUUUGUGUUUGUUUUUUACAGAUGAGGAAGAUGGUGCCAAUGACAAGACUCUUAUGUACUAUGUAAAUGAUGGUGUAUAUGGGUCCUUUAACUGCAUCUUGUAUGAUCACGCACAUGUCAAGCCAGUUUUGCAAAAGGUAUGGAAUCUUAUUCUUUUGGACACUAAACAUUGAUUUUUAUUUUAUUUUUUGUGCUUUCUUCACACCCUGGUAUUAUCUUUUUGACUGAGCAAGCUUUCAACUUGGCAACAUCUGUAGCCAGGUGCUCUAAUAUGCCCUGAUAUAUAUGCAUGUAUACACAUACACCUCUCAAUUGCCUUCAAAAUGUGACUUCUUGAUGCAUCGUUUUGGGAUUUGACCUUGCACAACUGCACUCUCCCAUUAACAUACCACUUAAUUUUUUUUUUCUUUUGGCAGAAACCAAAGCCAGAUGAGCAGUUUUACUCCAGCAGUAUCUGGGGACCAACAUGUGAUGGACUCGAUCGUAUAGUUGAGCGUUUUGACUUGCCUGAACUUCAGGUUGGUGACUGGAUGCUGUUUGAGAACAUGGGCGCCUAUACUGUUGCUGCAUCUUCAACAUUUAAUGGAUUCCAGCGUCCUACACUGUACUAUGUAAUGUCAAGACCUUACUGGUAUGUUUUCUUUUUAUGGUUUAUAUAUGUACUGUUGUAAGCUGUGUCUUAUAAACAGCUAAACUUAAGGUAAACUUUAUUUAUUUUUUUUUUUUUUUUUAUUUCUCCUUAGGCAACUGAUGCUGAGUAUUAAGGAACAUGGUAUCGUUCCUGAAGUUCACGACUUGAACACUCUUCCUGUGUCUUGUGCUUGGGAAAGUGGACUUGAGCUGAAUCCUACAACCUGCAAUUCUACAAGUGUUGGUGUAGUUUCCCUGACUCUGUAACUGUAGAAGUCUUCUUCAAUAGUAGCAUAAGGUUUUGGGACCAUUUAAUUUUAUUUUAUUCUAUUUAGAAAUAACUCCAAUGUAUGCAACAAACUGGAUGACUGUGAGAUGGGGGUCACAUUUAACUGUGUUCCUAUGGAAACAACUCUUUUGUUACACAUUUUUAAUUUUAUCGUUUACUUGAGAUACUAGUGCCCUCAAGCAUUUGUAGCUUGAAUGCACUGACAAAAUCAAACCUGCUUUUUUUUUUACAAAUAAAUAACAUUGAAAGCCAACGUGUCUGCAUUUAUUAAAC
Messenger RNA from Pelobates cultripes (western spadefoot toad), 6161 nucleotides. The record is from the annotation of a GenBank genome assembly. Lineage: Eukaryota; Metazoa; Chordata; Amphibia; Anura; Pelobatidae.